GAAGAGGCUGUUUGGAGUCUGCAUUCGGGGAUUGCCUGCACCUUUGCAGCGCGCGCGCGCGUGUGUGUGUUUGUGAAUGUGUGCAUAACGAGUCUAUAUUUGAGAGAGUGAACAGAGACUGAGCGCAUUUCUGACACGGAGCUCGGUUUGUCAAAAGCCCCACUUUGCGGCUGAACAUCUGGAUCGUGACGCGUCCCUCCAAUCAUUAACCAAUUAGGAACGCUGGUUAUUUAUAAUAUUUAUUUUUGGACUGAAAGGUAUUUUUUAAUUUUUUUUUCUUCACAAUCCUGCAGAUCCUUCAGCUCGUCGUCUCUGUCAGGAGAUGAUGUGUGGAGCUCGAGGACGGAGUGCGUCAACUGAGCGCGCGCACAGCAUCCAACAAGUGGACGCAUGACUUCUCUGGCUGCAGACGACCCACUGGAGAAGAAACACACGCGUUAAGGCGAUUUGUAACCUAUAAUUUAGUGCGGAUCGGGGGGGGGGGGGGGGAUGUCCCCCUCCUGAGGAGCUCAGAUGUGGAGAUAUCGGAGCUGCUGAGGGUGGAGGAUCGGAUCGUUUGUGCGCAUCGUGUCUGUUUGGUGUCACGCUUGUUUUAGAGGCUGAUUUGUGUUGUAGAACUGAACUGCAAUGAGGUAAGACACCCCCACACACCUUUCUAACCCUCCUCUUGAUUCACGGACCCUAAAAGGAAGAUCAAGGCUGCGGAAGCCUCCAGCCCCUGCAUGCCCUCCAUCCAUGGACUCGGCUCUCCGUUCCCUCGGUGACCGCGGGGGGAAGUUGGGCUUUCCUCUGUAGGCAUUUGUUUUGUUCAUGACGAGGGCGCAGGUGGAAGCCACAGCUCGAAGUCAUCAUGCCGAUGCACCCAGUCACCUCCACGCUGAUGUACCGGGGCAUGUGCACCAUCCCCGACAUCCUGUCCUACAGCGCCCCGGUGAAUCUGCCCGAAGACGAGGUUGAAGAGAUCCGAGAGGCCUUUAAAGUGUUUGAUCGCGAUGGGAAUGGGUUCAUCUCAAAGCAGGAGCUGGGGAUGGCCAUGCGCUCCUUGGGCUACAUGCCGAAUGAGGUGGAGCUGGAGGUCAUCAUCCAGAGAUUGGACAUGGACGGUGAUGGCCAGGUGGACUUCGAGGAGUUUGUUACUCUUUUGGGUCCAAAGCUGACAGCCUCCGGGAUGCCAGACAAGUUUAACGGCACUGACUUUGACUCAGUGUUUUGGAAGUGUGACAUGCAGAAGCUGACGGUUGAGGAGCUGAAGAGGCUUCUGUACGACACCUUCUGUGAUCAUCUUUCCAUGAAAGACAUCGAGAACAUCAUUAUGACCGAGGAGAAUCACAUAGAGAACCCCGAGGACUGCCAAGUGGAUAUAGACAGUUCCAGCCCAACGCAACAAGUCAAGCAAACCUGCGUGCGCAAGAGCCUGAUCUGCGCCUUCGCCAUCGCUUUCAUCAUCAGCGUCAUGCUCAUUGCAGCCAAUCAGGUGCUGCGAAGUGGCAUGAAAUAGGAGCUGUGGCAGUUUUCGGCCUUGAUUUCCAUCUAAAGGCUUCAUUAACGUAAAAGACAACUUUUUUUUUUUAAAAAAAAGGACAAAUACAGACAAUCACACAAGUGAGACACGUCGACAGAUGACUGGAGAGUAACUGGAGCCGCAGAGGACACUAAACGUGUCUCGUCUUGACAAACGGACAGUUUCAAGAGCAAAAGGACCUCACAUAUAAAGACACAGCAAUGUGUUUGUGGUGGACGGCCAACAACACAUAUCAACCGCCACAAAACAACCCGGAGUAUCCGUUAGCUAUGCGCGUUGAGCAGAGUUACAUUCAGUUCGGUGGCAGCUAUAGAGAGAAGUGUAGUGACUGUGCAGUUCUGUUUUUUGUCCAGUGUACCAUGUGCUUCAAUGUAAACAGUGGAAAGAAUCAGUGAGAAAAUGUCCAACUGUUGGUGAAAUGCAUUAACGAGGCAGAAGAAUGCUCCAGGAUGAAAGGUGCGGUGUGCUCAGUGCAGCGCGGCGCAACGUUGUCUCACAUCCUUUCGGGAAUAAGAAUUGCUUUCUCAGAAUCAAAGAUCACAGGAAAGGUUUGCAGGGAGGCGAUCGUGUGGAUGGUUUCACUCAUUCACAGCAUUGCUGAGCUUCGGUGUGAUCAGAACAAAGCAGGGUGAAGCAGGUUAACACUUCUUUAAAAACAGCACUGAUGGAUGUGGACAGACAUGUUGUAAACACUUGACACCCUCAGCUUUGCAGGCCUCAAAGGAUGACUAUCAUCUAUGCAUGAAAUGCAUGGAUUUAAACCCUCGUCUUUGCACAUUUGUGAUAGUUCUUAUCAAUGUAGUAGUCAUCAUCACUGUGUAACAGAACUGUUGUCAAACAACUGUGAGCGAGAGAAUUGAUGCAAGGUGAGCAGUUGCAAAAAAAGCAAAGCAUAGAACUAUAAAAAGAAGGGCUUCUUUAAGAAAGGCGGGUUGAAAACAAACAGGAACUCUUGCUUAGUUAUGGAGACAAAACGCCUUGGCAGGCAGCCGUUCAUUUCACACCACCACAGGAGAGCAAAUGUCUUUAAGCUGCGUCACUGAAUAGUUUAAAAUAUGCAUUUAGACUGAUCUGGUUGGUAACAGGAAUGUGGUUGUAAAAGAAUGUACUUUGGUCCUAAUUUCUAUCUGGAUGCAUUGCUGUAGAGCAAUAACUGAAAUAAAUGUGUCAUCACGCUGUGGUCAGACAAACACUCAGCUGUCACUGGA
Austrofundulus limnaeus is the source of this 2730-nucleotide messenger RNA. It is a transcript of the gene cabp7a, whose product is annotated as calcium binding protein 7a. The transcript is spliced from 5 exons. Gene Ontology annotation, molecular function: calcium ion binding. Gene Ontology annotation, cellular component: trans-Golgi network membrane. NCBI's taxonomy places the organism in Eukaryota, Metazoa, Chordata, Actinopteri, Cyprinodontiformes, Rivulidae. Bases 851 to 1498 code for a protein of 215 amino acids. The record is from RefSeq and is a predicted model, not a curated record.